GUGAUCGGCUACUUCGUGGUCUGCCUGUGGCUGGUACCACUUGAGUUGCUCGUCUCGCUGUCGGCCAACGAGAACGUGCUGCCGACGGUGGCCGAUCACAGCUCCUCUAACCGGCACGAAGACGACGUGCUCAGUAAUUACUUCUCACGCAAGGGCAAAAAGUACGGCCUGCUGAGCCUGUUCAAUUACGCCAAAGACGGUCUGCUACCAGUGCGCAACAAGAAGUCCUACUAAUGAGCCGCGUUCGUCGCCCCGCGUGGCACGAUGUGGCCUCCAGCCGAGCGGCGCUGACACCAGCGCGCCGCGCAUUCGUUUAGAGGGACACCUGCCGUCCGCACUCAGUGAGAGGCCAGCUCUGCGCGCCGCGGCGGGCCGGUGAGCUCCCGCCGCCGCGUCGACCGGCGGCGUCGCCGCCGCGGCCGGAGUCAGCCCGUGUCAACUGAGGUCGAUCACCACUGGUGUCGGGCCGAAGGUUUUUGUGCGCGCCGUUGGCCGACGGCGGCUUGUCAGUAGACCGCACGCGCCAGCUGACGCCCGGUCCCGCCGGCGGGACACCUGCCGUCCAGCCAAACCUGCUAACAGCCGAUGGCGGGGCGGCGCCCAGCGCUGGCGGCAGUAUUUGUACGAAUGUGACCUGAUUUGACCUCUGUGAUCGCGCGUGACAUUCAUUUGCGUGCUUUAGUGCCAGUCACUGUGUCCGGCGCGGGCGAGUGUCCGUACA
Molecule: messenger RNA, 721 nt
Organism: Pollicipes pollicipes
Lineage: Eukaryota; Metazoa; Arthropoda; Thecostraca; Pollicipedomorpha; Pollicipedidae
Product: protein TEX261-like
Exons: 2
Biological process (GO): endoplasmic reticulum to Golgi vesicle-mediated transport
Cellular component (GO): endoplasmic reticulum membrane; Golgi membrane; COPII-coated ER to Golgi transport vesicle
Molecular function (GO): COPII receptor activity
Source: RefSeq, a predicted model, not a curated record